Molecule: messenger RNA, 264 nt
Organism: Ascochyta rabiei
Lineage: Eukaryota; Fungi; Ascomycota; Dothideomycetes; Pleosporales; Didymellaceae
Exons: 1
Coding region: 1-264 (87 amino acids)
Source: RefSeq, a predicted model, not a curated record
AUGUUUCUAACCUGUCGCCCGCCCAUCCAUUUCAACGACCCUCAUCACCCGCGAAAAAUGUCAAACUGUCAGCGCAAUAUGAGGUUCCUACUAAUACAGCCGCAGAACCCCCUCAGAAAUGCCCUGAAAUACUGGGAAAGGUGGUGCGGCGGUGCUCUAGUAAACCUUGCUCUACUUCCAAACUAUAAGCCACCCAUGAUAUCGAAUUUGGCUUUCUAUCAAAGGAUGGCAACAAGGUUCAAAAGAAGAGAAAAAUGCAGGUAG